UGAAAAGUCUAACUGUAACUGGGAGUCUUUUAAAUUUGUAUAAAGCGGGAAAGAUAGAGUAUAAUUUUAAUUUUGUUCAUAUUUCGAACGUUGGAACAUGAAUCGCCCACUGGAAAGUGCUCAAAAGAUGAAUAAGGUGCAGCAAUCUUUACAUAAAACAGAACAAUCAUGUAAUACUCCAUGCAAACGUAGUAAGAAAGUCAUACCAAUGAAAGAAUUUACUAUUGAUGAUUUUGAUAUUGGACGACCACUUGGAAGAGGAAAAUUUGGACGAGUAUAUUUAGCUCGAGAAAAAAACUCGCAGUUCAUUGUUGCUUUAAAG
This is a messenger RNA of Stegodyphus dumicola, 322 nucleotides long. RefSeq names its product aurora kinase C-like. Lineage: Eukaryota; Metazoa; Arthropoda; Arachnida; Araneae; Eresidae. Gene Ontology annotation, biological process: protein phosphorylation. Gene Ontology annotation, molecular function: protein kinase activity; ATP binding. The record is from RefSeq and is a predicted model, not a curated record.